This is a messenger RNA of Suillus clintonianus, 676 nucleotides long. RefSeq names its product FAM96B protein. Gene Ontology annotation, biological process: iron-sulfur cluster assembly. The transcript has 4 exons. Bases 19 to 531 code for a protein of 170 amino acids. The record is from RefSeq and is a predicted model, not a curated record. NCBI's taxonomy places the organism in Eukaryota, Fungi, Basidiomycota, Agaricomycetes, Boletales, Suillaceae.
CUUUCAUAAUCUUCUAUCAUGAACGGAGAAAUCUUCAACGCCAACCCAACUGUUUACGCUUUAUCAAAGCGCUCUACCCGUAAAUCAAAAUUUGAGGCUGGGCAGUCACUAUGGAUUGACGAACAGUAUCAACCCGAGCUCAGUAGCGAGUCUGAAGUUGAGCCUAUCGACGAGGAUGAGAUAUUUGACUUGAUCCGCUCUAUCGCAGAUCCUGAGCAUCCUAACUCUCUCGAAGAACUCAGGGUAGUGUCAGCAGAGCAGAUUGAAAUGGGUGACAAUCAUAUCAUGGUCGAGUUUACGCCCACCGUACCUCACUGUGGGAUGUCGACGUUGAUUGGGCUGUCCAUUCGUGUGCGAUUGAUGAGAAGUUUGCCCCAGCGUUUCAAAGUGGAUAUCCGAGUGAAGCCAGGAUCCCAUCAAAGUGAACUUGCAGUAAAUAAACAGUUGAAUGAUAAGGAGCGUGUUGCUGCUGCUUUGGAAAACCCUGCCCUGGUGGAGACACUAGAAAAGUGUCUAGAACCUGUCGGGUGACAUGACAGCCUGUAGCAAGUACCAAUUCUUUAAGUGAUUUUGUGACAAGUUGUAUCUAUAGUUUUUAUCUUACAGGAUUGUAGCACCCUUUGUUCUUCUUAAGUGCAGCCGUGCUGUUCCCAAUAUAGCGAUUCCCUUCCCCCUA